UGGAAAUUUGAUACUAAGAAAGAGCCAUAUAUUCAAAAUGAGCAUUUCUCUAGGAUAUGAUCCCAAGUCGAAGGCCAUUAGUGUGGGAGAAGACUCUGUGGGAGACGAAAGUUUAGCUCUUGAAGUCAAACAGUUGAAUACUUUAACCCAGGAAUUGAUAGCGGCAGGAAGCGAUGUUCCUCCGCAGCCUUCACCGCAGACUUUCAACAAGGAUAUGAGUAUGAUGAUCAAGAAAAUGUACGAAUCUGGAGUUCAAUCAUUUAAGCAGGGAAAAUUCGCUGAAUCUGCCAAACAGUUUUCUAUUGGAUUAGAGAUGAUUUCGAGAAGACAAAAGUUUGAGUCUUUCCAGGGAACACUCCAGGAGCUUAAUUUGUUUCUCAUGAGCAGAGCUGAUGCUUACUUGAAGACCAAAGAGUACUUGAAGGCAUUCAGUGAUGCUGAUAUGUUGAUUGGAAUGAUGAUGUGCACACCAGAAAACUUCUUGAGAAGAGGUGUGGCCAACUACUUUCUUGGAAACUACGAGGCCGCCAGGGCUGACUACCAGAGGGGAUUGGCUUUUGGUGAGAACAACCAGAGACUCCAGGCUGAGUUGGAUAUUGUGUUGGAUAAGAUUCUUGAAGAGAAUGGAGAUUAUUUGGAGAACGAGAAGCUCUGAAUGAGAGUAAAAGCAAGUAGAAUGAAACAGCAUAGAAUACGUGUUAAUGUACAAAUAUGACAAGUAGGUGUAAAUACUAGAGUGGAAUGUUUUAGUGAGUUGGUAA
Messenger RNA from Scheffersomyces stipitis CBS 6054, 761 nucleotides. It is a transcript of the gene SEC72, whose product is annotated as Sec63 complex subunit. The transcript has a single exon. NCBI's taxonomy places the organism in Eukaryota, Fungi, Ascomycota, Pichiomycetes, Serinales, Debaryomycetaceae. The coding region runs from base 38 to 655 and encodes 205 amino acids. Gene Ontology annotation, molecular function: protein binding. The record is from RefSeq and is a predicted model, not a curated record.